GCGAAAUGGCAUGACAUCGUCGAACGAUUCGGCGCAACGUCUCCGGCAACAACCUCACGGCCUCAACCCUCAACUCUCGACCCGCGUUCACGACCAUGAACGCUCUCCCGCGCCUGCCGUGGCGCAUACCCUCGCAGUCGACGCAGAAAUGGAGCUGCUUCUUCUGCCAGCACGCCGUCCGUCCAGCGCCGCGCAACCUGCAGAUGCCCCCGGCCGGCCGCCGAGCGGCUUCGACGACGCCUUCGCCGAAGCAGCAGCAAAACGGGUCCAGCUUCGGUGGUGCGCCUUCAAUGGAACAGAUCCAUGCGCACUACAAACGCAAGAAUGCUACGACAGCAUACUACACACUUAGCGUCAUUCUCGGGACAGUCGCCCUGUCAUACGGCUCCGUGCCUCUCUACAAGAUGAUCUGCCAAACGACAGGCUGGGGCGGCCAACCCGUCCGCGCCCACGGCCCGGACGUGGACUACAGCGAAGACGGCCUCGCCGCGCGCCUCGUCCCCGUGACGACGGCCCCGCGCAUCCGCGUCACCUUCAACUCGUCCGUCUCGGACAUUCUCCCCUGGAAGUUCACCCCGCAGCAGCGCGAGGUGCGCGUGCUCCCCGGCGAGACGGCGCUGGCUUUUUACACGGCGACGAACAACUCGGACCAGGACAUCAUCGGAGUCGCGACCUACAGCGUCACGCCGGGUCAGGUGGCGCCGUAUUUCAGCAAGAUUCAGUGCUUCUGCUUCGAGGAGCAGAGGUUGAACGCGGGCGAGACGGUGGAUAUGCCGGUUUUCUUCUAUUUGGACCCGGAUAUUGUGAAUGAUGUCAAUAUGCGCGGUAUCGAGACUGUGACGCUGAAUUAUACGUUCUUCAAGGCCAAGUACGACGAUAACGGCAAGUUCAAGGCGCCUACGCCGUUUGCGAGCAACUAAGAGGAGCAGUCAAUGUUCACGAAACACGGACGAGAUGCUCUUCAUCUACACACCAUACACACCAUCUUCCCCACUCUGACGACGUGUUCUACCUCAAAUCCUACUUGUAUAAAAAGGGCCCUCUAGGCCUCGUUGGUCAAGCUUGUACAACCACUACCGUAUACCCCAUUGGGGGAGAGCAUACCACCAGGCGUUGAAAAGAGCUAUUGUAUUCUCAUGACUGUGGUAAAGGCGGCAUAUAGAUCUAUUGUACACUGUUCAUUCUUCAGUGGCUCGUUACUAUUACCCGGUGAUGAAGAUGCAUCCGUACAGAAGAAAGUUUAGUGUGUGAGGUACCCAUGCAGAGAAACCUCACAUGAGGUAAAAGGAGUGAAGGAUGAAUGCCUCAAUUCCGCAAUAUAACGGCCUGGUAUCAGUCUAGAACAAGGGGCAAUGGUUCUUAUGCCUGGGCUGGGGAUAUAGGUAGUCCCAGAUUUGUUCACUAUGGUCAUCGAUUGAAGGAGAAGUAACAGGAAGCUUGAGUAUCUAACAGCCCUCAUCGCUGACCAUGCGUAACAUCGCCAAAAUAUGUCUUUCCGGGA
Messenger RNA from Colletotrichum scovillei, 1501 nucleotides. RefSeq names its product cytochrome c oxidase assembly protein CtaG/Cox11. Lineage: Eukaryota; Fungi; Ascomycota; Sordariomycetes; Glomerellales; Glomerellaceae. Gene Ontology annotation, cellular component: mitochondrial inner membrane. The record is from RefSeq and is a predicted model, not a curated record. Gene Ontology annotation, molecular function: copper ion binding. The transcript has 4 exons. Bases 96 to 920 code for a protein of 274 amino acids.